Molecule: messenger RNA, 693 nt
Organism: Acanthosepion pharaonis
Lineage: Eukaryota; Metazoa; Mollusca; Cephalopoda; Sepiida; Sepiidae
Source: the annotation of a GenBank genome assembly
AUGUUGACUGUGUUCUUUUUCUUUUAUGCUUCUUCACCACCGGCACCUAACGAGACUUUAUUUUUCUCUUUUUCCUUCAAUUUCUCUCUUUCUUUCUCUCUCUCUUUCUUGAUCCCUUCUCUCUCUCUUUUUCUCUCUCUUUUUCUCUCUUACCCUCUCUCUUUUACUUUCUCAUUCUCUCACUCUUAUUUGCUUUCUUUCUCUCUCUCUCUCUCACUUUUAUUCUUUCUUUCUCUCUCUCUCACUCUAGAUUUCUCUCUUUUUCCCUCACUUUCUCUCUUUCUUUCUCUCUCUCUCUUUCUCGAUCACUUCUCUCUCUCCCUAUUUCUCUCUGUCUUUUUCUCUUUCCCUCUCUCUUUCACUUUCUCAUUCUCUCACUCUUAUUUGCUUUCUUUCUUUCUCUCCCUCUCUCACUUGCAUUCUCUCUUUCUCUCUUUCUCUCUCUCUCUCACCCUUACUUUCUCUCUUUCUCUCUCUCUCACUCUAGAUUUCUCUCUUUUUCCCUCACUUUCUCUCUUUCUCUCUCUUUCUCUUCCUCGCUCCCUUCUCUCUCUAUUUUUCUCUCUCUCUCUUUCGUUUUCUCAUUUUCUCUAUCUCUUUUUCUCUCUUUCUCUCUCUCACUCUUGCUUUCUCUCUUUUCUCUUUCUUUCUCUUUCGCAGGAAUGUCGAUCGGGAAACGACAUAUUAUUUUAA